Messenger RNA from Megalops cyprinoides (Indo-Pacific tarpon), 4086 nucleotides. RefSeq names its product solute carrier family 38 member 10 (gene slc38a10). Gene Ontology annotation, molecular function: amino acid transmembrane transporter activity. Gene Ontology annotation, biological process: amino acid transmembrane transport. Bases 573 to 4040 code for a protein of 1155 amino acids. The record is from RefSeq and is a predicted model, not a curated record. The transcript has 17 exons. NCBI's taxonomy places the organism in Eukaryota, Metazoa, Chordata, Actinopteri, Elopiformes, Megalopidae.
AGGAAGUCGGGAAAUCGAGUGGCCUUCAAAAUAUUGAUAUAGCGAACUGAAAACAGAUAUUUUCUCAAAACGCGACUGAUAAGAUCGGACCAGUGCCUUUGUAGGCUCGUUGCAUCGGAGAAUAAAUUGGGAAAUGGCUACUGAUUGCAACAUAGGCUUUACUUUUGCAAUUUAUUGAAGUGUGGCUGGGAAAAAAAGUUUUCGGUGCAAACGAUGAGCUGAGUUAUUCAGUGAUGAGAAGUUAGCUGGCUAUUCUGACGGACGGGAAUUUCCAGUUAAACGCAAAGUGUAAAAAUCAAUGGUGAUUAUAUUCUGGUAAACGUUUGUCGGAGGCGAAACUGGGUUGCAAGCUAACCAGCCAGCUCGCCAGCGUCGGUAGUCAUGAAUUUUGUUUGUGUUUUCCUGGCUGCAGCGCCACGUCAUUAAUCUCUGAAGGACACAGUGGGAAUUCUGGUGGAUUUAAACUCGUAGCUGACCAGCGAUCGAUGUGUGAGCGCCGAUAACCGAGGCAGCCCACCGAUCGCCCCUCGGAAGUAUUUGGAAAUACAAGACCGCGAAUUUAAACCGCAAAAAUGACGGCGUCGAACUGGGGGUUGAUCAUGAACGUGGUGAACAGCAUCGUGGGGGUCAGCGUGCUGACCAUGCCGUUUUGUUUUAAACAGUGUGGCAUCGUGCUCGGGACGCUGCUGCUGUUCUUCUGCUCGUGGAUGACGCACCAGUCGUGCAUGUUCCUGGUGCACUCCGCCAGCAGCAGCAAGCGCAGGACCUACGCCGGACUGGCCUUCCAUGCCUAUGGGAAAGCAGGCAAGACGCUUGUAGAGACGAGCAUGAUUGGGCUGAUGUUGGGCACCUGCAUCGCUUUCUAUGUGGUCAUCGCUGAUCUGGGCUCCAACUUCUUCGCCCAGCUGCUGGGUCUCCAGGUGACGGGCAGUUUCCGGGUGGUGCUGCUCAUUGCCGUGUCCCUGUUCAUUGUCCUGCCGCUCAGCCUGCAGAGGAACAUGAUGUCCUCCAUCCAGUCCUUCUCUGCCAUGGCGCUCAUGUUCUACACGCUCUUCAUGUUUGUGAUAGUGUUGUCCUCUCUGCGUUACGGCAUUGUGAGUGGCUCCUGGGUGGAGCGUGUGCACCUGUGGCGAGUCUCUGGGGUCAUUCAGUGCCUUCCGAUAAUCGCCACCACCUUCUGCUGCCACCCGCAGGUCUUGCCCACGUACGACAGCCUGGACGAGCCGUCGGUCAAGCGGAUGAGCACCAUCUUCACCUCGUCUCUGAAUGUGGUCACCACCUUCUACAUCACGGUCGGCUUUUUCGGCUACGUCAGCUUCACGGAGAACAUCGCGGGGAACGUACUGAUGAACUUCCCCUCGAACCUGGUGACGGAGAUGAUCCGUGUCGGCUUCAUGAUGUCGGUGGCCGUCGGCUUCCCCAUGAUGAUCCUGCCCUGUCGGCAGGCCAUCAACACCAUGCUGUUUGAGCAGCAGCAGAAGGAUGGCACGUUUGCUGCCGGGUACAUGCCCCCGCUGCGGUUUAAGAUGAUCACUCUGUGCAUCGUGUUUGGCACCAUGCUGGGAGGGAUCCUCAUUCCCAACGUGGAGACCAUCCUGGGACUCACUGGCGCCACCAUGGGGAGCCUGAUCUGCUUUAUCUGCCCCGCCCUGAUCUACAGGAAGAUCCAGAAGAACGGCUUCUCUGCACAGCUGGUUCUGUGGGUGGGUCUGGGCAUCCUCCUCAUCAGCACCUUCACCACUGUCUCCAUUUCGACCGGCAAGUCCCCCAAGAUCCAGCCCCCGCCCAUUCUGCCCGACAAGAGAGUGGACAACCCGGGACCCCCCAAGAUCCCGGCAGUGGAGAAGCCGGUGGUGGCAGACGUGGUGGACAGGCCCGAGCUGCCUGGAGAGGCGGGCCGAGCCAAAGAGCGGGAGCCGGCGGAGCGGGAGCCGGCGGAACCGCCCCAGAUCAAAGUGCCGGUGGAGAUUCCUGAGAGGAAGGAGGAGGAGGUGCAGCUGGACCGGCCCGAUGCAGGUGUGGCCGUCCCGGAUGGCGAGGCACAUCGCCAUGAGCCCCCCGUCCCGCACGACGAGGUGGUGGUGGAUGUGCGCAAGGACCGGGACGAGCUGAAGGAGGAUGAGAAGGCCCCGCCCCCGGAGGAGGAGUCUGAGCAGGGGGCGGGGCUGGAGCAGGAGGCAGAGAAAAAGAGCGGGCAGGCGGCGGAGGCUCUGCCCCGCCCGGCGGAGGUGAAACAGGAGGCUGCAGAGGUGGCCAAGCCCGCCGAGCGAGCCAACGAGGUGGUGGAGAAACCCGCUAAGGAGGAAAAGAAGGUGCCGGACCAGCCGGCUUACAAGGACCUGGAGAAACCGCCCCCUGAGAAAGAGGGGCAUGCUGGAAAGGCUGGUGAACACGCCGGGGUGAAGCCUGCGGAAGGGGACCCGCCCGCUGAAAUGGCACCUGGGAAACGCGAGCAGCAGGCCCCGGGGCCCGAGGCCGACCCGCACCAGUCCCUGGAGGGAGCGCCAGUCCCGGAGCACAAAGAGCAGAAGAGCCAGGAGGCCAAGGAGCCCGCGGCCGAGGACAAGAUGGAUGUGAUUAAAAAGCUGGUCGCAGAGGGGCAGUUGGACCACGCUGUGCUGUUGGCGGUCAUUAAGGAGCAGCAGGAGCAGCAGAAGAGGCUGCUGGAUCAGCAGGAGAAGCUGCUCGCUGUCAUCCAGGAGCAGCACAAGGAGAUCCACCAGAAGCAGGAGGGAGAGGAGGAGCAGCGGCCUGCAGGAGCAGAUGUGGUGGCGGAUGCAGCGGUGGAGAGGGUGGUGCAGCAGCCGGAGGGGGGCGUGGCAGGGGUCGGGGCAGGUGCGGGGGCGGGUCCGGGGCAAGGAUUGGACCACCCUGCCGCUGAACCCGCCAACAAGCCAGUGAAGGAGAACCCGGGCCAGCACGGGGGGAGGGGUCAGGAGGAGCGGCUUCCACAGGAGGACCGGCCUCACGCAGUUCCCCCGAAGAUCCAGCAGGGGGCCAAACCCGAGCCGGGCAAGGACCGCCCGGAGGCGCGGCACCUGGCCAAGCCGGACCCCAACGCUGGGGCGGCUGCAGUGAGGGAGAUGGGCGCAAGGGGCGUGCCGCUGGGGCAGAGAGAGCCCGCGGCGGGCGAGGGGGGCAAGGAGGGGCCGGCUCAACCCAAACCGAGGCAGGAGCAGCCCGAUGGGGCGGGACAGGGCGGGGCCGAGAGACAAAACGACAAGCUGGAGGCUGGGAACAAGCUGAAGGCAGAUCAGAGCAUCGAGCAGGAGAAGGAGAGGGUGGAGAGAGAGAGGGUGGAGAGAGAGAGGGUGGAGAGAGAGAGGGUGGAGAAGGAGAGGGUGGGGAGAGAGAGGGUGGAGAAGGAGAAGAUGGAGAGAGAGAGGGUGGAGAAGGAGAAGAUGGAGAGAGAGAGGGUGGAGAAGGAGAAGAUGGAGAGAGAGAGGGUGGAAAAGGAGAAGAUGGAGAUGGAGAAGGAAAGGAUAGAGAGAGAAAGGCUGGCCAGAGAGGAAAGGAUAGAAAGAGAAAGGAUGGAGAGAGAGGAGAGGAUGGAGAGAGAAAGGAUAGAGAGAGAGAGUGAGCAGGAGAAGGUGGUGAAGAGGGCGGAGAAAGAGCAGGUGGAGCAGGAGCAGCGUCCUGUGGAGGCCCAGAGGGCAGCGGGCGGGGCUGAGGGCGGGGUCGAGGGUGUGGGCGUGGUCGAGGGCGGGGCGGGAGCGGGGCAGGAGCAGGAGCAGCCGCCCUUGAAGAAGGGAGGGAGGGACCUGAAGGAGAAUGCGCAGGAGCAGGAAGAGGCGGGGCCGGCUGCGGGCGCGCCGAAACACCAGGAGCCGCAGGACAACGGCCGAGCGCCGGGGGGCAUGGACCUGAAGAGGCGGCGCCGGGACGUGGGGCAGGCUGGGGGCGGGGUCCCGGGCCUGGAGCCCCUGCUGGAGCUGGGCGGGGCAGGGCUCCAUGCCGCUCUGGAAGGCCAGCUGCUGGCUGGGGUGCGGGUCCAAACCCGGCAGAUCAAAGAGGCUCUGCAGGCUGAGAGAGAGAGAUGACACUCCCCUCACACUCCUCCUCCACCUUCCUCCUCUCCCUCCCUCU